This is a messenger RNA of Gamsiella multidivaricata, 1706 nucleotides long. RefSeq lists its product as uncharacterized. Gene Ontology annotation, biological process: proteolysis. The record is from RefSeq and is a predicted model, not a curated record. NCBI's taxonomy places the organism in Eukaryota, Fungi, Mortierellomycota, Mortierellomycetes, Mortierellales, Mortierellaceae. Gene Ontology annotation, molecular function: metallocarboxypeptidase activity; zinc ion binding. The transcript has 5 exons. Bases 78 to 1661 code for a protein of 527 amino acids.
CCCUACCUUUGCAUCUCACCCAUUCAUCAUCCCGACCCACCUUCUUUUUUCUUCUCUCAACGACAUAGACAUACACUAUGCAUCUGUUGAAAAUCUCACUGGCACUCACCCUGUCGGCGCUGUGUGUCGCAUACCCGCAACCGCAAGCUCAGCAGCAGCACCCCUUCACACCUGCUCGUCACAGCAACAACCAUGGCGACUAUAUCGAUCAUAGCGAUACUGGCUAUGCUCGCUUCGAUAAAGAGCAGGUCCUCCGUGUCCAAGUGUCCUCAAUGGAGGAGCUGAAACAGCUCCAGGCCGCCGUCGAGGACAAGAACCUGGAUUUGUGGUCGAAUCUGAGAAUUGGCACGGUCGAUGUGCGAGUGCCCCCUUCAGAACUUGAGGCUUUCAAGGCCGCGAUUCCAUUCCCCUCGACAGUGAUGAUCUCAAACCUGCAGGACCUGGUUCCGGAACAGGCCCCGGCUUUCAAUGCCUUGCAGAUGCAGGGUCAAUGGAACUUUACGGACGACUCGUUCUGGCUCAAAUACCAUGACCUGGCCACCCUCAACAACUUUACGGAGGCCAUGGUCAAUCAGUUCCCAGACCUGGUCAAACGUACGUCGAUUGGACAUACCUAUGAGGGACGCGAGGUCUUUGGAAUGACCAUUCAUGGAUACAAGGGCAAGUCAAAGGCUCAAGAUGGUGAAGAGAAUGAGGAAAACGAUGACGAUGAUGGUGAUGAUGAUGAUGAUGAUGAUAAGGACUUGGAGGACUUGGUGGAGGAUUUAGUGAAGGAGGUGCGCGACGAGUUUCUUUCGUGGUGGUCUCGGUUGUUUGGAUUUUCUAAAAAGUCCAAAAGUCAUCCGUCGCUCAAGAAGAAGCCAUCGAAGCCCAAGAAGCAUCCCAAGGCCAUUGUCUUUCAUGGCGGGCAGCAUGCUAGAGAAUGGAUUGGACCCGCCACUGUCUCGUACAUUGCCAAGGAACUGAUUCUCGGAUACAAAACCAACAAGAAGAUUACUCUUCUUUUAGAUCAAUUCGAAUUUGUCAUCAUCCCCGUUCUCAAUGCUGAUGGAUAUGCCUACACCUGGGAGCACAACCGUAUGUGGCGCAAGAACCGUCAGCCCACCUCAAUCCCCUUCUGCCCAGGCAUCGACCCUAACCGUAACUGGGGCUACAUGUGGAACACGGGCGGCAGCUCCGGCAACCCCUGCAGCGAGGCAUACCAUGGACCCGCACCUUUUGCAGCCAAGGAACCCAAGAUGAUGGCCGAUUACAUCACUAAGCAGGAAAAUGUUGUCGCCUACAUCGAUUUCCACUCGUACUCUCAGCUCUGGAUGAUGCCCUUCGGAGCCGACUGCUCAAAGACUCCCAGGGACGAUGAAGACAUCAUGGAGGCCGGCUUGGGUGCUGCCAAGGCCCUCAGAGAUGUUUACGGUACCAAAUUCGCAGUCGGAAGCGUCUGUAAUAUCAUCUAUCAGGCCAGUGGUGGAUCCUUGGACUGGACGUAUGCCGAGGGUGAUGUCAAGUACUCUUAUGCUGUCGAGCUCCGUGACACAGGUCGCCACGGAUUCCUGCUGCCCGAGGAAGAGAUCCUGCCAUCAGGUCAAGAGACCUUUGCGGGCGUCUUACAUCUCGCCAAUUUCAUCCGCAAACGUGAGAAACAGUGGGGCUACUUAGUUUAAUGUCAACCAAUUCUCCUGUUCAUCAACAUGAACAAUAAAAAAAAA